Zea mays is the source of this 1766-nucleotide messenger RNA. RefSeq lists its product as uncharacterized. The record is from RefSeq and is marked validated. NCBI's taxonomy places the organism in Eukaryota, Viridiplantae, Streptophyta, Magnoliopsida, Poales, Poaceae. The coding region runs from base 171 to 1460 and encodes 429 amino acids. The transcript has a single exon.
CGCUAGGGUUCUUUCUUUCUUUUUUAUCGCGUCGCGCGCGCGAUUUUCUGGCCAUGUCGUACCAGCCUGCCCCCGUCUGACUCCAUUCACUCCCCUUCUGGCUGGCUGCUUGCUGCUCUGCGGCGGGCGGCCUGCGAUAGCCAGCUUCCGCAACAGUUCCACCCGACCCGAUGGACGAGGACGAGCAGGCGUCGCAGGCCGAGGGGGACACGGACAAGACGCCGGAGCCGCCUCGGUGUGGGAGGCACCCGUCCCAGCUCCUCACGGGCAUCUGCUCCUCCUGCCUCAUGGAGCGCCUCUCCUCCGUGCGGGACCCGCCCGAGGCCGAGAUCGUCGAGGUCGCCGCCGAGGGCUCCUCCGGCGCCGCGGACCGGGGCAGGCUGCGCAAGACGCUCAUGCUGCUCUUCCAGCUCGACGACUCGACCGGCGGAGGCGCCGCGCGUCCGUCCGAGGGGGGCACCCAGUCGGCGGAGUCUCAGUCCGUUUCCGCAGGAGGAGGUCCUGGUCGAGGUGGCAAGCGCAGGGGGCCCGGGUCGUGGCUCCAGUCGAUUCGUCGUCUGCCGAGGGGAGCGCUGCGGUGGGGGAGGAACGCGGCGGCCUCUGCCAGGGAGCCCUCGAUCCCGCCGCGCGGGGUGGCGGUGGAUCUCUCGCCCCACGGUUCCGGCGGCGCGCAUGCGGAGCGGAAGCCCAGCUUCCGCCGCUCGUGCGAGUGGACGGCGUCCCGGGGCCCGAGCAGAGGCUCCCUGCCCUUGCAGCCGCCCCGCCAUUCGUGGGACGGGUCCAUGGUGGGCAGGGCGUUCGCGUGCUCCUUCGCCUGCUUAGAGGAGCGGGAGCCCCCGGAUGGGGCGACGAGGAGCAACGCGGAGGAGGCGGUCGGGGAGACCCGCGCCGCGGCUGCUGAGAGCACGAAUGGCGGGCACUCGACUGAUGCAGGGGGCGAUGCCGAUGAGCGCCGUCUCAGCGGAAGGAGGUCUUGUGACACUGGGACGGAGAUGGCCGUCUCUGGUGCUGGGAGACGGAGGUCCAGCAGGUGGAGCAGGGUGUGGGAUCGGAGCAUAACCAGUCCUCUCAAGGAGUUCGUGAGGAAAGGGGAGCAUGUCCUCGAGCGCUCCCUCUCGGAAUCGAGGAGGGAAGUCCGGAGGGGUAAAAAUGCGGAGGCAGCAGACAUGGGCGGCGAAACUCAACCCGGCCGCAACGGACAUGUGCCGGGCAGAGCAAGCCAAGGCUCAAUCCGAAGCUCACAGGCUGCAAGCAAUGUGGAUGUGCACAGUUUCCGGACCGAUUGGCUCAAGAACAGCAAGAUUGGCAGAAGCAGGAGCGUGCAUUACACAUCUCCUGGGAACCUGGACAACGGGAUGCUUCGGUUCUAUCUGACACCGAUGAGAAGCUCCAGAACUGCGAACAGGGGGAGGAGGAGAAGUUCGCGCUUGUUUGCGCGAGGACUUUUCGGUUUCAUAUAAGUGGCUCAAGUAGAGCGUUAGCCCAUGCCAUGCGUUUUUUUAAAGAUGGCAGCAGCAGAAGCAACUUUUCUUUGGAAUCUACUUGGUUUCUAAGGAUUGGCAUCCUCGUAAGUUGCCCGUCAUAUCCUUUCUUGUAGGUGACUGUUUGAUCCCAACUUAGACUCAAAGAAGCUUCACUGUUAGUUGCAGAUUUGCUGCUCAUUUCUUUUUAAAAUGUUUCUUAUAGAUGGAAUCUGGACACACCUGUGCAGAUUAGUAUCACAAUGUAAUUAUUUUUGUUGAUAAUAAUAUUUGCACCAUUUGUUC